Messenger RNA from Labrus mixtus (cuckoo wrasse), 6307 nucleotides. RefSeq names its product dpy-19 like C-mannosyltransferase 3 (gene dpy19l3). The record is from RefSeq and is a predicted model, not a curated record. NCBI's taxonomy places the organism in Eukaryota, Metazoa, Chordata, Actinopteri, Labriformes, Labridae. Gene Ontology annotation, cellular component: nuclear inner membrane. Gene Ontology annotation, molecular function: mannosyltransferase activity. Bases 703 to 2979 code for a protein of 758 amino acids. The transcript has 17 exons.
UGUAGCUCAGCCUCUGUGUUUGCUCCUCUCUUCAAACUAAGCCGCUGAUUUGUGGGGAGAGAUUGCUUUUCUGUUUCAAAUUCUCUGUGAGACUUCAGGGGAGGCAACAGUUGGCCCAUGUUUUGGCUCCGAUAGAUAUAAAAGUAGCCGGGCCAAUGCUGGAAGGACCCCUGCUUGGAUUCUUUAAGCACCACAUCAGAGAGAUGGGACUUACUCCGAGACCUUUGAAGAGAAAUUCGGUGAAAGGAGAGAACCAGUAGAGAAGAGGGUCGGUGCUUUUCUCAGAGAGGAACUAGCUUUCAUUGUAAUGAGCAACGCGUGAACUUGUUAACCAGGCCUUUUUUUCUUUGACCUUAAUUUAAACCGAGGAUUAGCCAUCUCAUCAGAGUUCUUGGUGAAAAGCCAAGGCUUAUUUUGCCUCGAGCUAACUCAAAUAAAAAGGAUUGGGAAGGAAAAUCAGCUGCUCAAUCCCUCUGGGAAAGCUUUUUGCAUAUUUCCUUUGGCACGGAACUUGAAGCGAUUAAAAAGCUAAUUUAUUUGGACCGACUUCAAGAAAAGAAGAUGCACCAAAUUUACAUUUUUUUGCUGUAAUGGAUUUGGAUCACUUCUAUAACUCUACUGUGGAGCGUACUGUUUAUCUACCUGGAUUCAGCUCAUCAAAGCAUCCCAGAAUGUAUUGAUAGUUUCUGUAUUCUUUGGCAAAUGGAGCUCCGUAAGAGAGUCAAGCUGAGCGAGCCUGAACAUAAUUUGAGCCUUUUUCAAGAUGCAUCACCUCCAGGGACGUGCAGUAACAAGACGUGGGACAAAAAAAGGUCUAAUGCCACACACCAGGGGGGUAAAGUGGGGCUUUCUUUGCUCAGAGGAUCCGGUACUUGUUCCGGUUCACCCCAGUGGCCAUGGCUACAGUGUGUUUCCGUGGCAACGGGGCUGCUGUUGGCCGUGGCUCUGGCACUGUCUCACGCCUGGUGCGUCGACGCCAUACACGAGAAUCUGCUGUGGUUUUCUCAGCUCACGGAAGUGGAGCGGGAGAUCUCCUUCAGGACCGAGUGUGGACUGUACUACUCCUACUUCAAGCAAAUGUUGCAGGCCCCGUCAAUACAGGAAGGCCUCUCAGAAUUGAUCCAUGACAACUUGACAGAAUCCAAGAGGACCAUUAAUCUCCUACAGCGAAUGAAUAUCUACCAGGAGGUCUUUCUCAGUGUUCUCUACAGAUCGCUGCCCGUACAGGCGUAUCUGGAGCCAGUCUAUUUCUACAUUUACACAGUGUUCUCACUCCAAGCGGUGUAUGUGAUCGCUCUGUACCUCACAGCUUGGCUCCUCUCCGGCUCCUGGCUGGCUGGUACGCUCACCGGGGUCUGGUACAUCCUCAACAGGGUCGACACCACUCGGGUGGAGUUCACCAUCUCCCUCAGAGAGAACUGGUCUCUGCCCUUCCUCGCUCUGCAGGUCACCACUAUCACCUGCUUCCUCAGGCCUCAGCUCAGCGCUUUGCAGCAGAAGGUGACGGUGUGGCUGAUGUAUGUGACCACCUUCUGUUUCUGUCUGACGUGGCAGUUCAACCAGUUCAUCCUUCUUGUUCAGGCUCUCGUCAUUUACACCCUGGACUGUGCAGACUUCCUAACAACGACACAGGUGACCACGCUGUACCUCGUCCAGGUGAGCGCCCUGCUCAGUGUGUGGCUCCUCCAGUUCUGUAACUCCAUGAUCCUGGGAUCGCUGGUCCUGAGCUUCAUCGUAGCUGCACUCUUCGUCAGACACUGCCAGUCUGGCCUGAAGACGGGAAGCCCGCUGCUUCGUCUGGGCAAGCUGCUCCUCCACAGCGCCACGGUCCUCCUCCUCACCUGCACCAUCAACUACCUGGCCAAGAGAGUACUUCAGCUCAGAUCAGACGAACACAUCUUUAAAUUCAUCCAGUCGAAGCUUGGCUUGGGAUCCACCAGAGAUUUCGAUGCCAGUCUGUAUCUGUGUGAGGAGGCUUUCGGUCUGCUGCCUCUCGACACGCUGGAGCGUCUGGCUGGUACUCUGCUGCUGUACCCCUACGUCCUCACGCUGCUGCUGCUCAGCGGCACGCUGGCGGUGGCCGCGCUGCAGAACCUGAGCAGACCUAAAGGGGGUUCAGCCGAGGAGAGGAAAGGAGGCGGAGAGGGGCGAGCGGUGGCGUUUCGUCCAGAUGUGGCCUAUAAUCUGAUGCACACGCUGUUCUACGGCCUGCUGGCUUUCAGCACCAUGAGGAUGAAGUACAUAUGGACGGGUCAUAUGUGUGCGGUGGCGGCCUACGGCGUGUGUGGGACGGAGCUGUGGACUCUGCUGCUCAACGCUCUCCACUGCAACAGUAAAGUUCUGCUGAGGCUUGUCAGAUACGCCGUCCCAGUGGCCAUGAUCGCCUGCCUGUAUUACAAGUUCUGGCCCAAGCUGAUGGAGGAGGUCUCAGAGCUGAGGGAGUUUUAUGAUCCAGACACUGUGGAGCUCAUGACCUGGAUUAGCACAAAGACCCCUAAGAGGGCCGUGUUUGCAGGCAGCAUGCAGCUGCUGGCCGGCGUCAAGCUGUGCACAGGCCGAGUUCUCACCAACCACCCCCAUUAUGAAGAUAAAGACCUGCGGGAGAGGACCAAACAGGUGUAUCAGGUGUACGGUCGGCGGUCCCCCGAGGAGGUCUACGACAUCCUGAGAGCCACCGGGGCCGACUACGUGGUUCUGGAAAACAGCAUCUGUUACGAGCGGAGACACAGACGAGGCUGCAGACUGAGAGACCUGCUCGACCUGAACAACGGACAUGUCAUGGACGGGCCGGGAGAGAACGACCCCGACCUCGUCCCCGCCUCCCACCCUCGAUUCUGCGAAGCCAUCCAGACGGAGGAUGCGGCCUACUCGGCCCUUUUCGCCAGAACAUUUCAAAACAAAACCUUCCACGUGUACAGGGUCAAGAAGAAACGCAAGAAAGGCUCCAAGACAUCGUCAGAGGCCAGCGGGACUCAGUAGCAGGAAAGUCAAAAAAAAAAAACUCCAUCAGAGGCCAGAGGGGAGAGAGAGAGAGACGGAGGAGGAGAGAAGAGUCCUCGCUGCUCCUUCGUCUCCUCUCUUGCACCGAGCCCAGCUGUGAUCACGACCAUUAUUAUUUGAACACUCGGCUCUGUGAACUGAGCUGUGAGAGCAGCGGGGGCUGCUUCCAGCUCGGGGGGGGGGGGGGCGCUCUGUUUCAGUGAGAGAGACAGAGAGAGUGUGGAAGCACCUGAAGAGUCCUGCUCUCGCUCUGGGCUCUUCUGUCCACACCCUUCCAACCUUUCAACCCGCUCUCCUCCUCCUCCUCCUCCUCCUCCUCCUCCUCCUCCUCCUCCUCCUCCUCCCAGCUCACACUGCUGCAGACGGACAAACAAAAAAAAAAAAACAUCAAGACGACCCCCUCAGCAGGGUCCGAAACACCACGAGCAAACACUAAUAUUUUAGUUUCCAUCUGAACCACUCUGUGUUAUCUUUCCACCGCAACAAGGAUGAGUCAUUGCUGCUGAGUUUUUGUUUUCUAUUGAGGCUGACAAGCGUUGAGAGAAAUGUAGGUCCAUUAAAAAAAACGUUAUAAACUCCUUAAAAAAAGGUUUGGAAACGUUAUUUCGGUCACUUUUUUUGAUUAGUCACCUUUACAACAAGGUAUAACUUGUAAGGCUCAUGCAAUCGUAGAAUGAGCAGCACAGCUAAACGUGUGGGUAGCAGGAGUGAAUACCAACAGAAGAACAUUGCAGGGGAUUUUGGCACGUUUUUUUUUGGGCACUACCCAAGUUAUAUACCUCAUUGUAAAGGUGACUAAUCAGGCUUUCCAACGAUAUAAAACACAACACAAAUUAGUAUUAUUAAAGGGGGUGAAAUAAGUGACUGAAAUAUUGUUUCCAAACUUUUUUUGAGGAGUUUAUUAUAUGAUUAAAACAUCCUAAAAGUCGAGUCAGGGACUGCGGGUGCAAAUUAGGGCGCACUCACACUAGGCAAUCCGUACCGUGCCUAAGCAUCCUUCACUCUCUAAGUCCAGGUCGUUGGACUAGUGGGAAUGCUCUGCUGCAUGCUCAAGCAUCGUACACUUCCUCUGCCCUGGCACGCUUUGAAGAGGUUUGCUUCGGCACGGUACAGUUCAUGCACGAGCACAACCGAUAUCGAGAAAUCCCGGAGUGUUCUGGAUGUGUCCGAAUCGAGUGACUCAAAAUAAGACAAAGUCAGUAAAGUAGCUGUCGUGUUCUCUGACUUGUGGACGCGGAUUCGACCGUGCACCUUUUUUUUUUAAGGUUUGAGUCCCACGCUUCAUGAUCACAUAAAGCCAUGCAUGUGUUGUGUUACGGCGUUAUGUAUAAGAAGUAACCGUGCUCAGGCCCGGUUAGUCCUGGAGCAGUGUGACCGCAGGCCAGUGGAGGAAUGAGGGGAGGGGGGACAAUCGUGCUUAAACACAGAGCGGAGCAACAUUGCCUGGUGUGAGUGCGCCCUUAGCCACGCCCAGAAACCCGUAUGCAUGACAUCUACUUGAUAUUUCAAAUAUGAAGCGAUGUUCAUUACAUGUGUCCCUGUUAAAUAAAGAAAUAGAAUAAAUAGAAUAAAACAUUUAAGCAACAACAACAACAGCAAACCUUUAAAACUUUAAAAGUUAUAUCAAAAGUAAAGAUUAUUUUAUUAACUUCAUACACUGCAGUAAAAACAGUACGACGUGUGCUUUUGGGCUAAUGUAACUAAGUAAACUCAGAGAUGUGAUGAGCCUCACAGACGAGGAGAUCUUAAAGGUCUUUAACCUUCACAGAACUUUCUGUUAGUCAAAGUUUUUAUAGAAAAACAUUAGUCCGAAGGCUAGAAAAUAAAUUUACAAGCUCAAGUCCAUUCAGCGUUUAAACUGUGUUUUGACUCAUUUCAAGUUUCAUCCAUGUCGUUAAAAAGUUUACUAAAGGUUUCUCUCGACCUUGCAGAUAUUUAUAUGACGACCCAAUCAGAACCGAGGUCCAUCUUUGGUGAUAUUGUUGAAAAAUCGAGAAAUGAUCGGUUUUGGUUUUGAGCUCCUGAAAAUACUCAAGGCGUAACUUGAGUCUGUUUGAGGUUUACACUUCUUCUUCUUCUUUUUAUUUUUCUGUGACAAAAAAAUCCUCGCAGAUAUUUCCUGUUUUUCUUUUCUUUUUCCAAAGCCAGCACACUUCCUGUUCAAACUUUGACUGUGAGGUUUCGUCCUGUGGAUGUGUUUUUGUCUCCUGUGGGAGUUUACACCGUUUGUUUAACUUUGACCACUGGCUUGAAUCACAUCAGUUUGGCACUAUUUGUGGAGAGAUGUAUUUGGCUGCAUCUGAUCGGUUACCCCUUUUAAAGGAAAGACUGAAAUUCUUUGAGUCAGUUUGGAGGUUGUAACCGCUGCUCGAAUGUGUUUUGGGCGUUAAAAGCGAGGUCAAAGCUGGUACCAAGUGAUAUUUUUUGACAGUGUUGUUUUGUUUUGAUUGCUGUCGGCUCUGUGAUUCUCAUCAUCAGCAGCCUCCACCUUUCCACUCGCUCGUCUCUCACACACACACACACACACACACACACACACACACAUGAAUAAUGUAAGUGGCGAGGAAAUUGCGGCUGGCUGACAACGAUGCUGAUUCCCCGCUGCAAUCCAAAAUAGUUUGUAAAAGAGAGGGAGGGAGGGAGGGAGGGAGGGAGGGAGGGGGGCAACACUUGCAUAUCAAACUGAGGCUUUGUGGUUAGAGAAGAAAGUGAGGAGGAGCGGCGGGGAGGGCGGCGAGGACAGAAAAGACUCAUGUUUAAACAGCAGCAGACGAGAGAUGAGAGUGCAUCAAAACACGGAUUCACAAUGAUCUGAGCCCCUUCCUCGCUUUUUGUUUCUCUUCCUUCCAAGAAAGAGAAAGAAGAAGGAGGUGAUUGAAAGGCUGGAGCUGUGUCUGUAAUUAUGGGCCGGCCAGUCCCAGCUGCCUGCUACAAAGAGCUGUUAUGAGGGUACAACACACACACCUUCACCCCCCCCCCCCCCCCUCGCUCGCUCGCUCCCUACCUUCCUCUCAGUCUGCCUAUAUUUGUACACUUGUUAAUAAGGACCUCUGUCUUUGAUAACCCACACACUCGCAGAUGCAUGACUCCCUCCUGCAGCGGUUUGUUGUGGAGCUUUUUUGAUAACGUGUUGUUCGUUAGCCGCGGCCUCGUUGUAAUGCAUACCAAUCAGAUCAGUGUGCCGCAGCUACAACUCCCCGCUCCCGCCUUUUUAUUAUUGGAUGUUUAAUUUAGGAGAUGUGUGAUUGCUUUAUCCGAGAGCGAAGUGAUUCCAUUAUGUCUGCCUAAUAAGAGUUUACUAAUGUCA